Penicillium odoratum is the source of this 996-nucleotide messenger RNA. Its product is annotated as casein kinase II subunit alpha/alpha'. Gene Ontology annotation, cellular component: protein kinase CK2 complex; cytosol; nucleus. Gene Ontology annotation, biological process: regulation of transcription by RNA polymerase I; protein phosphorylation; regulation of transcription by RNA polymerase III. The transcript has 4 exons. The coding region runs from base 1 to 996 and encodes 331 amino acids. Lineage: Eukaryota; Fungi; Ascomycota; Eurotiomycetes; Eurotiales; Aspergillaceae. Gene Ontology annotation, molecular function: protein serine/threonine kinase activity; ATP binding. The record is from RefSeq and is a predicted model, not a curated record.
AUGGCGCGUGUUUACGCCGAUGUCAACGAGCAUAUGCCUCGGUCCUACUGGGACUACGACAGUGUCAACAUUUCCUGGGGUGUGUUGGAAAAUUACGAGAUUGUUCGCAAGAUAGGCCGAGGAAAGUACUCCGAGGUAUUCGAGGGCAUCAAUGUCGUCAACUAUCAGAAAUGUGUCAUCAAGGUUCUUAAGCCCGUCAAGAAGAAGAAGAUUAAGCGAGAGAUCAAGAUUCUUCAGAAUCUCGCUGGAGGACCCAACGUUGUCGCGUUGCUGGAUGUAGUGCGCGACAACCAGAGCAAGACUCCUAGCCUUGUGUUUGAAGCUGUCAACAAUACCGAUUUCCGGACACUUUACCCCCGCUUUACGGAUUAUGAUGUGCGCUUCUACGUUAAUGAGCUGCUGAAGGCCCUUGAUUUCUGCCACAGCAAGGGUAUCAUGCACCGAGAUGUGAAGCCCCACAACGUCAUGAUUGAUCACGAGAAGCGCAAGCUGCGUUUGAUUGACUGGGGUCUGGCGGAGUUCUACCACAAGGGUACUGAAUACAAUGUCCGUGUUGCCUCACGCUAUUUCAAGGGUCCUGAGCUGCUGGUCGACUUCCAAGAGUAUGACUACUCUCUGGACAUGUGGUCACUCGGUGCCAUGUUCGCGUCAAUGAUCUUCCGCAAGGAGCCUUUCUUCCACGGCAACAGCAAUUCGGAUCAAUUGGUGAAGAUCGCCAAGGUCCUCGGAACCGAGGAACUCUUUGAGUACCUGGACAAGUACGAUAUCGAGCUUGACCCGCAGUACGACGAGAUCCUCUCGCGUUUCCCCCGGAAGCCCUGGCAUUCGUUUGUCACUGCUGAAAACCAGCGCUUUGUCAGUGAUGAGGCAAUCGACUUCCUCGAUAAACUCCUGCGUUAUGAUCACAACGAACGCCUGACUGCCCAAGAGGCUAUGGCACACCCGUACUUCGAGCCCGUCCGCGCUGCUGCCCGCAACAACGCAACCCAAUCCUGA